AUGAGCGACAACACCAGGGCCAAGGUCCAUGGAAAAGGCAGGGCCGACACCCCCGGGGUCGACGGCUGGAUUACGCUGUUGUCCAAGUAUGGCGACUUAACCCUCGGCCCGGUCGAAGACCAGCGCAAGGAGGUCGCCAUCGAAUUCGCGCCCAAGUAUCUCAAGAUCAAGGGCAUGCUGCAGGCCUCCGUGCGGGGCGACCUGCCCGGCAUGAAAAAGAUCUUGGAGGGCGGCUUCAUGGCCAGGCACAGGCCUGACGUGAACUGCACGGACGCGCGGGGCAAGUCCGCGCUGAUGUUCGCA
Messenger RNA from Prorocentrum cordatum, 303 nucleotides. The record is from the annotation of a GenBank genome assembly. NCBI's taxonomy places the organism in Eukaryota, Dinophyceae, Prorocentrales, Prorocentraceae.